This is a messenger RNA of Coregonus clupeaformis (lake whitefish), 1754 nucleotides long. Its product is annotated as tetranectin. The transcript is spliced from 3 exons. Lineage: Eukaryota; Metazoa; Chordata; Actinopteri; Salmoniformes; Salmonidae. The coding region runs from base 693 to 1286 and encodes 197 amino acids. The record is from RefSeq and is a predicted model, not a curated record.
CAUGUUUUUACCACUAUUGAAGUUACAAAAAAUGACCAAAUUCAAAAAUGUGUAACUUGAGCAGUGUGUUCUUGCUAUUCAAAUGGCUCCAAUAAAAACUAAGCCUCUUGCUUUUGUCUUCCAGGUUGGCCAGGAUUUCACCAAGGUUCAGCAUUAAGUGAAGUUAAUACCAAAGAGUACUUAUACUGUAUAUCUCUAAAACUUAAUAUCUAUGAAUAUCCUUUCUGUAAUUGAGUAGAUACUCUGAUGGCAGUAGCCGCUGUGUCCUAUUGUUCUUGCCACGUGUCAGUGUCAACAGAGGAGCAUAAAGUGCACAACCGAAAGAGCAGAUGUGAGACAGGACCAUUUCCACUGCCUAAGAACCUGGCCUGGGGCAUAUGCUCCACUCUGCCAGAGAGGAGACAGGUCCAAAGAAACACGUCUGUUUACUACUUCACUCAAAUUAGAAACACUACACCCUAUUGUUCUCUUUUAAAGUACAGGGUGGGACCACUGGGAAGUCCAGACAUCAGACAAGGAUGUCACAGUGCAUGCGAUGUCUGGGACUGGGAGAGUAUAAGGUUCUGAGGUUGGACAGCUCCAGCUCCAGGCAGCAGUUUUCGAUUACACCGUUUUUUCCUUUUGUGGAAGAGAGAGAGGAGAUAAAUUGCCAGGCUCCACAUUGAAGCAGUCAUUCAACAACAGAUCUAACCAUGGAGUUCAGAAGAACCUGUUUGGUUUUUGGAAUACUCCUCCUGGUGAAUUGCUCAUUCCAGCAGGCUUUCCCUAUGAAGAAAACAGUUAAAAAAGAUGAAGGCAAAGAUGCAGCCAUAGAGAAGCUGCAGAAGCAGAUCAAUGACAUUGUUCAGGAUCUAAAUAUUAUGAAGGAGCAACAGGCUUUGCAGUCAGUUUGUUUGAAAGGUGUCAAGGUUCAUGGCAAGUGUUUCCUGGCUGAGCCUCUGAAGAAAAGCUACCACACAGCCUUUGACGACUGCAUUGCCCUGGGAGGUGUACUCAGUACCCCCUUGUCCAAGGACCAGAACGACCAACUCAGCGACUACAUCCACCUGAGCAUCGGCCCAGACGAGCAGAUCUGGCUGGGCAUCAGCGACAUGGUGACUGAGGGCAACUGGAUGGACCAGGCGGGCAACAGCAUCCUCUACAAGAACUGGGAUUCUGAAUCCAGAUCCCCAAAGACAGAUCGUUCCAAGAACUGUGCCAUCCUCUCAGAGGCCACUGGUGGGAAAUGGUUGGACAAGAACUGUCGUGAGGAGAAGGCCUCUGUCUGCGAGUUCAACAUAGUCUGAGGCAUGCCAUUUGUUAGCUGCAUUUCCCAUGCUUUAAUUAUAUUUUAUGUUCGCUACCAUGCAUUCUUUUCUACAAUGUACGCUUUGGUUUUAAAUUCAACCCCUGAAAAUGUAUAUUUUUGACCUUUUGGAACAAGUUACUGACACUUUUCUAGAGCUGAUACCCAGACAAAAAUGUUGGAGAAUUCUUUGUAUAACAUGGUGGUUUCGUGGACACAGAUUAAGGAUUAUCUAGGACUAUGAUUAAUCGGUGUCCAGCGAAACGUCCCAAUGACAAUAACACAUUUUCAUGUGAAUUUGCACAUCAUUUUGUACAAGUAUGAGAUCCUUACGUUACCAUCUAGAGCUAUGGUAGUUAAUCUGAUGCUUUCCUAUCUAAUUUACAACAAUUAUUUCAGAGAGCUAGCCUUUGAAUACUUGUUUGUUUUAUCACAAAAUGUCUAGCCUGAUAUUAACUGAACAAAUAUG